AUGAGCAAAGAAGAAAAAGGCUCCGAAGAGAUGGAUACUGGGAAUAAUGAAAAAGAAAGCGACAGAUAUGAGUAUUACGUACUUGUAGAGCACGACCACCAAGGCUCAGAAGAAAAAGAAGAUGAAAAAGACGAAAAGCCCCAGAAGAAGCAAAAGCGAGAAGACUCAGAUUUCCUCAAUAUUAAAAAAGGAGAUGUAAUCAAGGUAAUAUUUAAAGACGAGUCCGGAUGGACCUGGGGCCAAAAAUACAACACAAAACUUAAACAGGUAGAAGGUAAAGCAGGCUGGUUCCCGACUUCGUUCGCCAAAAACUACUUCACAGCAAUCAAGGCUGAGCGUAAUUCAGAACUCAACAGAUUAG
This is a messenger RNA of Blepharisma stoltei, 361 nucleotides long. The record is from the annotation of a GenBank genome assembly. NCBI's taxonomy places the organism in Eukaryota, Ciliophora, Heterotrichea, Heterotrichida, Blepharismidae.